Messenger RNA from Rhododendron vialii, 1089 nucleotides. Its product is annotated as transcription factor DYT1. The record is from RefSeq and is a predicted model, not a curated record. The transcript is spliced from 4 exons. Bases 219 to 833 code for a protein of 204 amino acids. Lineage: Eukaryota; Viridiplantae; Streptophyta; Magnoliopsida; Ericales; Ericaceae. Gene Ontology annotation, biological process: regulation of DNA-templated transcription. Gene Ontology annotation, cellular component: nucleus. Gene Ontology annotation, molecular function: protein dimerization activity; sequence-specific DNA binding; DNA-binding transcription factor activity.
CCAACUGCAAAGAUGCCCUGCCCCUUCUCUCUCUUCUCUGUCCCUCUCUCACUCUAAAUAAAUGUUACUCUUGUGAGAAACAGAUAUAUAAACCAACCCACCAACCAAAAACUCACACUAAAGAAGAGACCCUCUCCCUCAAACUGCCAUUGAAGACCACCAGAGGCUCAGGAAAACUUGGAUUCACAAACUCUGAUCAAUCUGUUCCAAUUUUAUCAAUGAAUGAGGCGGGGAACAGCAAUGGGAAUUCGGGUAGGAGAAGGGCACACAUUGACGACGACGAUGACGACGAUUAUGAGAUUGAUGACAGGGUGCACAAAUCGAAAAACCUCGACGCCGAGCGGAGGCGGCGCAAGAAACUCAAUGACAGGCUACUCGAGCUCCGCUCGUUGGUCCCGCACAUCACCAAUAUGAAUAAAGGGACCAUCGUCACCGAUGCAAUCACGUACAUAGAGGAGCUAGAGAAGAGUGCAACAGACCUAAGAAACCAACUUUUAGAAAUGGAAGCAACUGUUGUAGAGGAAUCAAAACUACCCAUUGAAGCCAUUGAUGCUGCAGAGGAGAUCAAGAAUUGGGGGAUAGAGCCGGAGAUUAAGGUGAAUCAAAUUGAUAGGAAUAAGCUAUGGAUCAAAAUGGUUUUCCAGCAGAAAAGAGGGGGAUUCACCAAACUGGUGGAGGCCGUGAGUGUGAUUGGCUACGAAUUUACUGAUACCAGUGUUACUACUUCCAGAGGAGCCAUUCUUGUUACUGCUUGUUUGGAGGGUAAUCAUGGUGGAAUUCUAGAACCAGAGCAUGUCCGAGAGUUGCUGCUCGAGAUUAUGAGAGGCAUAUAGAGCGGCUAUCCAGGAGGGAGAUCAAUUGGAACUCCACGCUCGUUGCGUAUUCGAUUUCCUUUUCAUAUCGGGGAUUGAACUCCCUUCUAUUCCAAUUUUCAGAGGUUUAAUUUGAAAAUUUUAUGAACUAAUAAUACAUUCAGUGAUGCCCGCCCAAAUAGAUGAUUCAUAUCUGAUUUUAAACUUUCGAAUGACAAUUGACGAGCAGGCUUAUAAAUAAAUCCGUGCGUAUUUCCUAAGCAGCUGACAUAAUAAA